This is a messenger RNA of Rhea pennata, 3111 nucleotides long. It is a transcript of the gene DUSP8, whose product is annotated as dual specificity phosphatase 8. Gene Ontology annotation, cellular component: cytoplasm. Gene Ontology annotation, biological process: negative regulation of MAPK cascade; protein dephosphorylation. Gene Ontology annotation, molecular function: protein tyrosine/threonine phosphatase activity; MAP kinase tyrosine/serine/threonine phosphatase activity; MAP kinase tyrosine phosphatase activity. The transcript has 7 exons. The coding region runs from base 291 to 2249 and encodes 652 amino acids. Lineage: Eukaryota; Metazoa; Chordata; Aves; Rheiformes; Rheidae. The record is from RefSeq and is a predicted model, not a curated record.
GUAUGCGGCGUCCGGCGUGGGGACGCAGCGGCUGGCGCCGGGGCAUGUGCGGAGCGGUGCGGGGGAGACGGAGACCGCGCCAGCGCCGCCGGGGGCCGGUUCAGCACAAUGAGUUGGCAUCCCAGGCUUUAGCCGUGUGAAGAGACCAGGACAGGUGCUGCUCUGCUGACACCUUACCCCCCCUCCACACACACACACUCGCUCUUUCCCCCUGGGGAGACCGCUGCUGGCUUCCCUGCCUUGGCUGUCUGCCCCUUCCCCCCACUCACUGCAGAGGGGACAGGCCCGUUAUGGCAGGGGACAGACUCCCACGCAAAGUGAUGGAUCCUAAGAAGCUGGCCAGCCUCCUGAGGAACGGAGCAGAGGGCACCCUGGUCAUUGACAGCCGCUCCUUCGUGGAGUAUAACUCCUGGCACGUCCUCAGUUCCGUCAACAUCUGCUGCUCCAAGCUUGUCAAGAGGCGACUCCAGCAAGACAAGGUCUCCAUUACAGAGCUCAUCCAGCCAGCCUCCAAGAUGAAGGUGGAGGCGGAAGAGCACCAGGACGUGGUAGUCUACGACCAGAGCACACGAGAUGUGAACGGCUUGGCUGCUGACAGUUUCCUCUCCAUCCUCCUGGGCAAGCUGGACAGCUGUUUCCACAGUGUCUCCAUCCUCACAGGAGGGUUCGCCACCUUCUCAUCCUGCUUCCCAGGGCUCUGUGAAGGGAAGCCAGCUGCCAUCCUGCCGAUGAGCAUCUCCCAACCGUGCUUGCCUGUGGCCAAUGUCGGCCCUACGCGCAUCCUGCCACAUCUCUAUCUGGGCUCCCAGAAAGACGUCUUAAACAAGGACUUGAUGACACAGAAUGGGAUAAGCUAUGUCCUCAAUGCCAGCAACUCCUGUCCCAAGCCAGACUUCAUCUGUGAUAGCCACUUCAUGCGCAUUCCUGUUAAUGACAACUACUGUGAGAAACUGCUUCCCUGGCUCGACAAGUCCAUUGAGUUCAUUGACAAGGCAAAGGUGUCCAGCUGCCAGGUGAUUGUGCACUGCUUGGCAGGGAUCUCCCGAUCGGCCACCAUUGCCAUCGCCUACAUCAUGAAGACCAUGGGUAUGUCGUCAGAUGAUGCCUACAGGUUUGUUAAAGACCGACGCCCAUCUAUCUCACCCAACUUCAACUUCCUGGGCCAGCUCCUGGAGUAUGAGAGGAGCCUGAAGCUCCUCAAGGCUUUGAAAGCCCAGGGUGAUCGGAGUGAGGGGGAUGUCCAGCAGGACCCAGCUGAGGCACCUGAGAGCAGUAGGCACUCCACACCGUCUACCUCAGAAAAGGCCGAGGAGAUAUCGAAAAGCACAAGCUCAGCGCCCUCCCAGAGUGACUCUGAGAGACAAGCAGGAACUCCUAAAAUCUUGUCACCCACAGCACUACAGCAAGGACUCAAUGGCUUGCACCUGUCCUCAGAGCGCAUUCAAGAUACCAACCGGUUAAAACGCUCCUUCUCCCUGGACAUCAAAUCAGCCUAUUCUCCUGGCCUAAGGCAGGACGUCCCAGGCCCGACCGAUACAGGAGAAACCCCGAAGCUCUGCAAGUUGGACAGCCCUUCUGGACCCAAUGGCAUGUGCCAGUUCUCCCCGGUGCCGGACAGUCCGGAUUGGCCGAGUGGGCCAGACCUCCUCUUGGAGGCCAAGGUGAGGCAAAGGCGGAAGCACAGGCAUCAGGCAGGUUCCCCUGCCCAUGGGCUCAGCCUCAACUUCAGCGGGGUGUGCGCUGUGCACAAAAGCACCAGCGUGGAGGACAAUCUCAAGCAGACACUGCGGCUCAGCCUGCCCAGUGCGGGGCAGCAGCCUGUCCAGCCAGCAACCACGCCAAGCAGCACUGGCACCGGAGGGGGGAUCGGCCCGUGGGCGGUCCACUUGGAGUCUCCAAGCACCCCGUCAUCAGAGAAUGCCUGGUACUUUGGCACAGACUCGGCUGUGAGCAGCAGCAGCGGAGGGAGUGGGGCUCUGUUUGCCAGCGCUACCUCCUACUCCUCGUUCAGCUGCAACGCCAUGCAGAGCAGCUGCGAGAUCAGACUGAGAGACAAGCAGCGGGCUGAGCAGCGGGACGGGCGUCACAGCUGGCAUGAGGAUGCCAAUGCCGAGAAGCAGUUCAAGAGGAGGAGCUGCCAGAUGGAGUUCGAGGAGACCAUGUCAGAGGGCAGGUCCCGGGAAGACCUGGGCAAAAUAGGCAAACAGUCUAGCUUUUCGGGCAGCAUGGAAAUCAUUGAGGUGUCCUGACAUUCAUCCUGGGCACUUAGAGAUCAAGGGUGGGGGGAUAUUUAAAAUGGGGAGAGAUUGGGUGGGAGUAUUUAUACCCGUGUGUGUAUUUUCAGGAGCACGCACACCAAAACAAAAGACAAGGAUGAAUGAAUCCAAAGUCAGGAAACAUAACGGUGAAUGCUUAGUGUCCCUCCUGCUCCUGACCUGUUUUCUCCCCCUCCCCUCCCCAAGGAACCCCAGCCACUUUCCCCAUGUCACCUCAGGCCUUCGCAUGUACCACGCGGCUUGCUGGGGCAAUGGGAGAGCUGCCCGUUGACUGCCGGGGAGCUGCAGCAUGCGGAGAUCUGCAAUUGAAAUCCCGGUGUAAAAUCCAAGCGGGAGGGGCAGGAAUUACAGCCAACAGGCAGUCACGGGAGGGGAGGGCGAGCCACGGGGUCUCCUGGCCCGUGGGACGCGCUUGGCACACAGGUGCUCCUGCGUGGGGACGGAGCCCAGCGCCUCUCCCGCGAGGCAGGGAAGGGGCACCUGCUGUGGGAGAACUACAUGCGCUCCUUCCCCUUCUUCAUACCCCGGUGCACUAAGCAUGCUCCCCCAUGUUUCUCUGGCUAAGUAUCCUAAAAAUGCUGCACUAGAGCAGCCCUAUACAUAUAUAAAUAUAUAUUAUAUAUAAUAUAAAAAACACACACACAAAGAAAAAGGUAAAUGGUUUUACUGCGAUUUUUAUUGAGACGUAAAUAAUAUUUCAAUUUUUUUGUUUUGUUUUUAAUUUAUUGAAGCUGUUCAUUCUGGCAAUGAUUUGCAGACAAUGUGGGGCGGUACUUUCAGCUCUAUUUUUACUGUGUAUGGUAUUUAAAUCUGAAAUACGAGUUUCUAAGCAAUA